This is a messenger RNA of Trifolium pratense (red clover), 1998 nucleotides long. Its product is annotated as proline-rich receptor-like protein kinase PERK12. Gene Ontology annotation, biological process: protein phosphorylation. Lineage: Eukaryota; Viridiplantae; Streptophyta; Magnoliopsida; Fabales; Fabaceae. The record is from RefSeq and is a predicted model, not a curated record. The transcript has 11 exons. The coding region runs from base 404 to 1678 and encodes 424 amino acids. Gene Ontology annotation, molecular function: protein kinase activity; ATP binding.
AGUUUUAACUACGGUUAUCUGCAGAUAAUCCAUAUCCGUAAAAAUGAGUUGAUAUGGAAUUGAACUCGGUCGAACUUGGAGCUGAACCGAAUCAUGUAGUCUCUACUCUCUUCCUUCUUCUCCGUCGAAACUCCCCUCUUCUGCGAAUCCCAUCAGCCAGAAGUUGUCUAGUUCUUACUGAUUACAUGCUGGAGCUGAAUGUGAUCUCUCUAUUGCUUUUUGAGUCUUGGGUUUACUCUCACAUUGUUUUAUGUUCAUACUGCAAAAGUAACUGGAUUGUUUUACUCCUAUGACUGCUGGAUCUUACUUGGUCAUCAAAUUUUCUUUCUAUCAAUAAGGAAUUCGAUGUUGUUGGGAGGGAGACUGAGAAAGGAUACUAAGCCAGCUAUGGUUUGUACUACCAAUGAUUGACAUGAAUGGAAAGAUUUUUCCAGAGGACUAUAAUGAUGUGCAUUAUUAUGUAGAGUCACCGGGUUUUGGAUAUAGUCAUAGCAACAAUGUAGGUGCAAUGCAACAUAUGAGAACUCCUUCAGACACAACACAACAACAAAUUAGUGGUGGCCAAAUAGUUUUUAGUUAUGAAAAUGUUGCUAAAAUUACUAACGGGUUUUCAAGUGAAAACGUGAUAGGAGAAGGAGGUUUUGGGCGUGUUUACAAGGCUUCAAUACCCGAUGGUAGAAUUGGAGCAGUUAAGUUGUUGAAGGUUGGUAGUGGUCAAGGAGAAAGAGAGUUUAGAGCAGAGGUUGAUACUAUUAGUCGUGUUCAUCAUCGACAUUUGGUAUCGUUGAUUGGUUAUUGUAUAUCUGAGCAACAAAGAGUUCUCAUUUAUGAGUUUGUUCCUAAUGGAAAUCUUGAUCAACAUUUGCAUGAAAGUGCAUGGAAUGUUUUGGAUUGGCCCAAGAGGAUGAAGAUAGCAAUUGGUGCUGCGAGGGGCCUUGCAUAUCUACAUGAAGGCUGCAACCCAAAGAUUAUUCACAGAGAUAUUAAGUCAUCGAAUAUACUUUUGGACAAUGCUUAUGAGGCUCAGGUUGCAGACUUUGGACUUGCCAAAUUAACCGAUGCUGCUCAUACUCAUGUAUCAACUAGGGUGAUGGGUACUUUUGGCUACAUGGCUCCAGAGUAUGCAACGACUGGAAAACUAACGGAUAGAUCAGAUGUUUUCUCAUUUGGAGUUGUUCUUCUUGAGCUUAUAACUGGAAGGAAACCUGUUGAUUCAACACAGCCUGUGGGAGAAGAGAGUUUGGUUGAGUGGGCCCGUCCACUUCUCGUUCGUGCAAUUGAAACAGGCGACUUUAGUGAACUAGUAGACCCAAGACUUCAACGACAAUAUAUUGACAGUGAAAUGGUUAGAAUGAUUGAAGCAGCUGCAGCAUGUGUUCGGCAUUCUGGCCCAAAACGACCGCGGAUGGUUCAGAUUGCAAGAGCCUUGGACAGUGGAGAUCAACUAUAUGAUUUAUCGAACGGGGUGAAGUAUGGUCAGAGCAGAAUUUAUGAUUCUGAAAAGUAUCAUGAAGACUUAAUGAAAUUCAAAAGGAUGGCUAAUGGAAGUUUUGGUGACUCUGCUGAAUUUGAUAUGUACAACACAGAAAACAGUUCAGGAGACAUGUCUAGAUCUACAUUUGUGCCGCCGCCACACACUUCAAGUGGUGAUUCACAAAUUAGACCUAUCCAAAACUAAAACAGCACUGUUGAUAUUGAUAACAAGUCUUGUUGAGAACACAAAUUCACCAAACUCUUUCUCUAGAAACCAGAAGUACAAAUUUCACAAAACUCCUUCUCUAUCUCUCUUCAAAUUUUGUUCUGUUUUGUUUCCCCAAAUUUUUUUUAUAGCAGGGAACAUUGAAAAUUUGUACUACAUCUUAUACUAUACUGUGGGAUAUGAUUGAAGAUUGAGUGUCUUAUAGCACAUUUUGAAUGAUACAUUGAGUUUGUAUAUAAAAAACUACGAUUUGUGUUUUCCAUUUUGAAUUUAUGUUCGAGUAAUUCUGUUGUUGUACA